Cotesia congregata is the source of this 750-nucleotide messenger RNA. The record is from the annotation of a GenBank genome assembly. Lineage: Eukaryota; Metazoa; Arthropoda; Insecta; Hymenoptera; Braconidae.
AUGUCGCGAAUCAUUUUUGAUAACAAUGAAUUUGAAAAAAUUGAUGCUGGUGGUAAUGCAAAUGUUGUUGAAAAUUGGACAUCAUUUGAAACCUAUGCUGAAAAUAUUUUGGGGGUGAAUAGCAAGAAUGAUUACAAAGUUGAAAUGGGAAGAUCGGGCACACAUGCAUCAGUAAUAGAGUGCAAGGCAGCCGCAGACUGUUAUCGUAUUAAUAUUAUUGUCAUGAGACUCAAUAACGAUGGGUCACAUUUUAGGAUAGAUAAUAGUAUGCCAAAUUAUGCUGAUACAAUUUAUUUAUUACUUACUGGAAAUCAUAAUGAUAAUAUUCGUGAUAGUCAUUUUCAAAUUUUAAAACCUGUCAAUAAUAAUAGCAAUAAUUAUUACAUGCGUAAUAAUGACAAUUCUUGUAAUUUUGAUUUUUGUGAAAUUGCUCCAAAAUCCGGUAGACCAGCGAUACCGGUCGAUAUUUUUCUCCAAGGGAUGAUUCGACAAACUAUUCAUGGAUUUUACGCGGAAAAAAUGUAUCCUUCUUUAGAAAUGGUUCAUAAAAAAUUACAAGAGUGUGAACACAUACCCGAUUUCAAGUUAACAACACUUAAAACUUGGUGUAAAAAAUUAAAUUUUUCAUAUAAAAAAUUCAAUAAAAAAACCCGUUUGGAUGGAAAGUGUAUCGGUUGCCGCACAAAGAGACACUUAUCUUCGUCAAAUAGCGCAUUACAGCGAAAAUGGUUACAACAUUUUUUAUACUGA